UGACACCGAUUGCAAAAUCGAUAAAAGAAAUCCAAAGUACGAAAAACCUCUUCAGGGAAACUUAAAAUGAAUUCAAAAAUCCUUCCCAAGUACGUCCAAGUGUUCCUGCUAGCACUAUGCUGUGCUUUGGUUUUCUGUAAUGAAGACAAAGAAAGACAUCGUGAAAAGCGAUCUAUGGUUCCGGUCCUUGAGAUGACAGUGUCUUAUGGAAAUAAUACUUCUAUAAUGAAUUCAGGAUCAAACUUCUAUUAUCAAGUUCAUAUCAAGCAUGGUAAAGACUCUUCAGGUGACGCCAAGGGGACGAAGAUUUUGUUUAUUCUGACACCAUUCGUCACUUUCAAAGAAGUGAAGUCCUACACCAUCGUCAAGCCAGUACCUAUUGUAAAAGAUGAUAGCGUAACGAUGAAGCUAAAUGACAUCAUCUGGUCAAGUGAGAUUUCUUUUAUAUUCACCGUCACCCUCAACGGCAAUGCCACAUUACUGCCUGGAAAGCACCACGUGGUUACGCAUGCGCAGUUGAUCUAUUAUAACCAGUAUGUUGAAGAUGCGCAGGGACAGGUGACAAGCAAGGGUGAUUUCUAUACUCUACCUUUGCAAACGAUGAAAUUUGACUUCGAAAUCCCAGGAUGUACGGGAGCACUUGGWAUGAAAAGCAAAGACAUUAAWGAUUARCAAACUAGUGCCUCGUCKAGCUAUGCCGAGGCGCAGCCGAGUCAGGCACGAGAAUUUGAUGACGGAUGGUGUGCUUACCAAUCCAAUAAGGAGCAGUACUUACAGAUUGACUUCACUGAUACUAAAAGAAUCACUGGUUUGUCAACCAUUCGUCGAAAGUCUAAACCGCAUUGGGUAACAGAAUACAACCUCAUGUACACACUUGAUGGUGAACAGUGGAAGGAUUACAUCGGAAAUGGAUUUAAAAAGCCAACUGUAUACAGCCUCUAGGMAUGGAGUCUGGCGCGAUAACUGACGAAGCUCUGUCUGACAAGCGUGCAGUUGUCCAACCAACAGGCAUGCAACCAAAGUUCGCACGUGCUAACAUUCCCGUAGAUGCCUUCCCCUAUGGCUGGCAGUCGGACCACAAUACUGAAUACUUACAGGUUGACUUAGGAUCGCUUCAUCGACUCACACGAACAGCRCUCCAAGGKGGCCACACMACACAAGCUUCGACAUUUUUCUUUACGAAGACCUAUAAACUAAGUUARAGCAAUAACAGUCUGGACUGGUUUGAAUACAAAGAGAAUGGAGUAGUCCAGGAAAUCGAAGGAUCCAAGGAUCGAUUUGCUGCUAAAUAUCUGAAAAUGAAAAGURUAAUUCCAUUCUCUGCUCGGUACGUGAGAUUUUACCCUUUGACUAGUGGUGAUGCSCAAAUGAAGGUGAUGAGAGCCGAGCUGUACGGCUGUCUACAGGAACCCGAACCGCUUUAUAAAGGAAUUACUGACCUUGAGUACUAUCGCCGCUCGUUCCUCGUGGACCCCACAACCGACCAGUUCAURAUCUGCAUGUUUACUGACAAUAGGGCUGAAAGCAGCUGUUUCGCAACCAAUGAUAGCAAGUCUUGGCGGGCAAUCGAUCCAACAAUAAUCACCAUCUUGGCAGCCAACCCAGGRAAAAGAGAAGUCUACGCACUUGAUCGGCUAAUGAACCUGUAUCGAACCCAGGACUCUGGCGUUACUUGGUACCAGGUCUCUCGCGAGUACUACAAUCUUGCUGCRAAAGAAUCAGCGUUCUAUAAAGCCAUAGGUAUCCCGGACAACUUCGUUGCGGGUUUACCGACUGCAAAUACAACCAUUGCUACAACUACUGGCGCGAAAUGGGGUGUUUCGUCUGCAAAUAUUCACUUCAUGCCCUCUGGCGGUGRAUCGUGGACUACCGUGGGCUCAUGGAAGUGCUGCGGCAUGUAACUAUGGCCUAACGUAACGGAUACGUAACAGAUACGUAACUCAUUAGUCUUGUUUAGAAUAGUUUUAACGCAUGUUUCAUACACACGUAGAUUCUUUACAAAACGACUUGCAUCAGACUGAAAAUGGCCAUUUCAACGUAAAAUACCGAGUAUUACGUAAUAUUUCAACGUAAAAGCAACUAGUAUUUACGUAUUCUAACGUAAUGAGGCAACUAAUACUUACGUAUUUCAACGUAAGGAGGCAACUAGUAUUUACGUAUUUCAACGUAAAAGCAACUAGUAUUUACGUAUUUCAAUGUAAAAGUAAACGUGUAAAGGGCCAAUUAUGUCCAGUCUUUUACAAGUCCUUGUAAUGACAGUUACAAAUAAUGGAUAUUUUGGA
Messenger RNA from Exaiptasia diaphana, 2282 nucleotides. RefSeq lists its product as uncharacterized. Lineage: Eukaryota; Metazoa; Cnidaria; Anthozoa; Actiniaria; Aiptasiidae. The record is from RefSeq and is a predicted model, not a curated record.